Messenger RNA from Bacillus rossius redtenbacheri, 7095 nucleotides. RefSeq names its product serine/threonine-protein kinase pelle-like. Gene Ontology annotation, biological process: signal transduction; protein phosphorylation. Lineage: Eukaryota; Metazoa; Arthropoda; Insecta; Phasmatodea; Bacillidae. The transcript has 15 exons. The record is from RefSeq and is a predicted model, not a curated record. Bases 2043 to 3920 code for a protein of 625 amino acids. Gene Ontology annotation, molecular function: protein binding; ATP binding; protein kinase activity.
UAAUGUUUUAAACCAAUCUUAUGCUGAAAAUCUGAAGUAAUAUUAUACACAAACAAAAUAAAACCCGAUUCCGAAGCUAAUGGAUGUAGGGACGCGUUAGUGGAUGUGAGUGUCGCAUCCCUAGAAAUCUCGAAUUAGUGGAUGCGUGAAGGGAUGCAUCGGCAUCCCUUGUGAGAAUUUGGAUUCAACACAAAGAUGGCCGCGUCCACUACGAUGCACUUUUAGUGGAUCCCUUAGCUAAGGGAUCCAUUAGGCCAGUAUUCGGAUACAGCCAUGGUAUAUCUUUUACACAAAUUUCUACUCAAAUAGGCACUCAUGUUGCAAAUUUUAUGUUUCUCAUCAAAAGUAUUUCCAAAACGGAGCACUUGGAGAAAAAGUGUAUAAGAGUAUAAAUGUUGCAAAUUUAAUGAUUAACAUAAAUGGUCUGUAAAAAUUUUUUAAAAUAUCUAACCAUUUUAAUUAUACUGGCAAAUAUCUACUUGCCCUGCUGUGCCACUAUUUUGUGCUACUUGUGCUCCAAAUCUCGGCCACUUUUAUGGACACUGUCAGUCACGGGAAGAGCUUAGUUGAAAAACUACUCUCUCUGCCUCGAAACUGUAUCACUUAUGCCACUUGACUACCUCCUGAACACACACAGAUAUCACAGAUAAGAAGAAGCUUGUAGAAGCUUAUUUUUGAGGAAGCAGAUAUCUUAUUCUCAUAAGCAAAUUAAAAACUUUAAAUGAUAUUUCUCUAGUCCUUGUACCUUUUAUUGUAGAAGCUUGAUUUUAAGGAAUGCGCAGGUGGAAAAGAAAGAGUGCUAAUAGAGUUUGUCUCAGGAUACCUCCCACUUCCCUGUGCCUGCUAGGGAAAGCCACUCUGACCACUCUCUCCCGUACAACCACCCUCUAUCACUGUAUUGUUUAAUUCUUUUGUAGACAGCUUUACUUCUGCAGGGACAAGAUAUAAUUUUUUUUUCUUCAUAUCUGUCACUUCCUGUACUGAAAAAAGUGGCAACAGAAAAGCUUUCAUAAAAAUUACAUAUUUAACUGACUCGACAAACUUCAAGAUGGCAACUUGAAGAGCCCGUCCCUUCUUAAGUGUGUUUUUCCCUCCUUUCCAACCUCAGUUGCUUCCUCUCUCUCUACGCGUGUGCUGUGAGCUCGUUUCUUGUUUAACUGUGUAUGGAACUGUAAAGUCGUCCUGAGUUGUCACGUCUGCUUCAAAGAGCCAACACCCAAUGUAGUUUUGGCCCGGUCCUCUCUGUUACUUUUCACAAGGGUGGCGUGACUAAUGUAAGCUGAACAAAAGUAAUUUUAACUUUGCAGUUUUGUUUAAAUUUCUGUUUCAGACCUGCUCUUGAGAAGUUGUUUUUUGGCUUUAAAUUCAUCACUUCGAUCUAUUGUUGCUUUCUUUAAGUGGCAUGAUAAUAGCUUGAUAGUUUUCGAAUAUGGCUCUGGGAAGUGUCUAUUGCCAGGGCAUUUUAAUCCACGAGUUGAUUAUAAAAUUAUGUCACGAACGUGAGCGGCCUGGCGGCCCUGCACGGCCACUGACGUCACGCGCACAUACGUGCGGGGAUCAGAGAGGCCCGGCCUUGCCACCCUCCUUCCUCGGUGCUGUCAUCCAUCCCUUAGCAGCCCGGGAAUUCCGCGGGCUUACAGAGGCCACUGCCUGGAGUGGCGCGAAUAAGUGCCGUUGUUCUGGAUGCUUCGAGCAUCGGGUCAGACAUGUCACAACCACUCCAGUCGGUUCCAGAAAGCCGGCCGGCGGGUAUAAAAGCGGCAACGCCGGCCUCUGUGGGAGUUCCGACCGGCGAGUUGAGUGAAGUGCGAGUGCAACAGAGUGGUGCAAGACUAUGCAGACAGAUGCGUGGGCGCCAUGUUGCCUCCCGCAAGCCAGGAGUUCAGCCCAGUCUCUCUCUCCCGCCGGCCGAGGGCGGACGAGUCUCUGCCUUGAGGCGACCACGUGCGUGGUCCGCCUCCUCACCUAAUCUAAUUCGUGCCUCGGGCGUUUAAAGCUGUAUCAACGGAGGAUCGUGUAAGGACGUGUACCGCGGGGAGCACAUGAAGCUGGACGUGCUGACGCUGCAGACGCUGCGCCGCGAGACGCUGUGCGGCCGCUCGCCCACGGACGCGCUGCUGUGGCACUGGAGCCAGCAGAACCACACGGUGGUGGAGCUGUUCGUGCUGCUGUCGCGCAUGCAGCACUACCAGGCCAUGCUCGUGCUCAAGCCCUUCGUGGACGAACAGUACCACCGCCUCAUCUACGAGGGGGAGGAGAACCUGGGUGUUCUGGGUGCAUCACGCAACUCGCGCCAGCAAGACACGCCGCAUCCCGGCAUGGGCUCGUCGGGGGUCAGCGAGGCGCGGGGCCUCUCGCGCUCCGCGGACAAGAACCUGCGCAUAGACUCGCGCAACAUCAACGUAUCGGCAGUGCGUGCAGACCUGCCCAGCAAGGACGUGCUGCCGGCCGUGCCUGAGCGCAAGAUCCUCAACACGCAGCAGCAGCAGCAGCAGCAGCAGCGAGGGAACACAGACGUCCAGCCACCUCGCCGCGGCUCCACCGGCUCGGACGCGUCGUCGCGGGUGGAGAGCUGCAGCGCCAUCCCCCAGGUGGCGUACGCGGAGCUGGAGCGCGCCACCGGCGGCUGGAGCAGGGACGCCAUCCUCGGCCGGGGCGGCUUCGGCACCGUCUACAAGGGCAUCUGGAAGAACACGCCCGUCGCCGUCAAGCGCCUCGAGCAGCGCGAGGCGGCCGCAGACUCGCGCGAGCAGGACGAGCUGCUGCUGCGGGAGCUCAGCUUCCCCAACUCGUGUCGCCACGACAACGUGCUGCCCAUCUACGGGGUCAGCCUGGGGGGGCCGGCCCCCUGCCUCGUCUACCAGUUCAUGCCCAACGGCUCCGUGGAGGACCGCCUGCUGUGCCGGGGCCGCACCCCGCCGCUGACGUGGGUUCAGCGACUGAAGAUUGCGGAGGGAACGGCCCUGGGACUGCAGUUCCUGCACACACGCCCCACGCCCGUCAUUCACGGCGACAUCAAGAGCGCCAACAUCCUGCUGGGGGCGGAGUUCGAGCCGCGCAUCGCGGACUUCGGGCUGGCGCGGGAGGGCCCGCGCAGCGACUACACGCACGUGAUGGUGAGCCGUGUGCACGGCACACGUCCCUACCUGCCGGAGGAGUUCCUGCGCUCCCGCCAGUUCUCCGUCAAGGUCGACACGUACAGCUUCGGCGUGGUGCUGUUUGAGCUGUGCACGGGACUGCGUGCGUACCAGCAGGACCGCCCCAACAAGUACCUGAAGGAGCACGUGGAGGGCUGGAGCGAGGCCCAGCUGCCGCAGCUGCUGGACCGCAGGGCGCCGGACGAUGACCACGGGGUGUUCCUGGGGCUGGUGAUGCUGGGCAAGUGCUGCGUGGCGCGCCAGCCGCGCCGCCGCCCCGACAUGGUGGGCGUGCUGCGCGCCGUGCGCGAGCUCGUCUCCGCCACGGAGCCCCUGCGCCUCCAGCACCAGCUGAUGCAGCAGAGCCGUGCAGCGUCCAGCAUGGCCGCGCUCCACGACUACGUGACGCAGCAGCGGAGAGGCUCGAGCCCGCAGUCCCUGCCGGGCUUCCUGCACCCGCCCCUCAUGGAGCAGGCGCUGGUGUUCCCGGCGGGGUACGCGCUCAACCAGGUGUCGCCCGGCGCUGGCGCGGUGGCGCCCCUGCCCGUCCACCGGGAGGAGGACGAGGCGGGUCCCCGGGAGUCCUCGCCUCCGGCCAGUUCGUCCCCUCACGCUUUGCAUUCGGAAGGAAGAGCAGUAAAUACACUUUUCAAUGACGGCGCGGUCUUCCCGCGCUUCUCGAAGCUGCUCAGCCUGAAGCAAGACAGCGACGACCCGAGGUCCAGUGUCGACAGCUGUACUCCCGACGGCACACCCGCGGCCAAGACCGUCGACCUGGGGUAGAGAAUGCGUUCGUGUGAGUGCGACCGCUUUGUGGAAGUGAGAGAAGAUGCAUCUUCAGCAAGCAAGUUGCAUGAAGUCAACCAAUGUGCAAAAGUGCACAUGUGAUGAACAUUUGUUGAACUUUGUCCAUCAAUUAACUUUUCCAGAGGUCUCUCACGCGAGAGAAUGUGACACCAAGUUGCUAAGAAUACAGUACAAUUAAAACCGGGUUGUACUAUAGGUGUUUUGUGGGAGAUAAAAUAUUCCUCAGAAUGUAAAUGGCACACUAUGUAAUUCUCUUCGUCAAAUUAGUAGGCCUGCAGACCAAUUACAUAAAAUUCUCACUCCUGUCUUGCACUAAUAUUUUCAUUUGUUGUAGCAUUUUGUUUAGGGAUGGGGCGAAUCCUGAUUUCCUCGAAUCCGAAUCCUAACUCAAAUCCUCGACUGGAAUUUCCGAAUCUCGAACCCGAAUCCGAAUCUUUUAACAGAUGAUGUCCACAUAUCUAAUGUAAGUGAGAUGUAUUCUGCUUGCACUAAAAGUCCCUUGACUUUAUCACAUGUAGUUUGGUACAUUUCUGGUAUAGCCUAAGUGUAUAUAAAGACAAAAAUAUUUUCUUGAGAAAUUUCAGUUUCAGUACAGAUUAGCGGUUAGGAUUUCUUCUAUAAAUAAGCUAGAGGUCUGCGAGCCUAAGAAUUUUACUUCGAGCCGAGCUCGAGCUUUUGUGGUACAGUUACACUUUUGGGAAAUUAUUUUUAUCUUAACCUUAGUAUAAUGUUUGAAUAAAGUAUUAAAAUGAAGUGGGCUUAUUAAUUUUGGGUAAGUAUUGACAGUGUGUGUUUACAUUUUGCACUGCUAGAAAAAAAUAACAUUUUUUUCCCCAUUGAAUCUUACCUGUUUCCAUUGGUUUAUUAGUAACUGAUAUCAUCCAACUAACAUAACCAAGUAUAUGUUUGUGUAAAUGUAACAUAUCUUUGGGAAAAUUUCAUCCUUGUCAAUUUUUCUGGAGUCCUUACUGAGCUUCAACAAACUUAGCACCAAAAAUCAUGUUGUUUGAAAAGUACAUUCACAUUGUUUCAACAUUUCCACUUUUCAGCACAAUAAUUCUGAGAGAGAUUGUCACAGAGUAUUAAAUUCUGUUCUUUAAUCUAUCAUGCAGAACAAUAAUUUGUUCUGCACGUUCAGGAGUUAAAUUAGCUCUACGAUUGGAGAUGAGAUAGUGUUUCCAGCAGAAGAGAAGCGUCUAUCGCUGGCAACCUGCUUGGCUGGAAUGCUUUAGUAAAAUUGCUUAACCUCAAAAUUAGUGUCAUAAAUAUCUGUAACUGGUCAUUAAAGUUUAAUCAAUUGAAAGUAAUAAAAAUAAAAGCAUUUUACUUCAUUCAAUUUACACUUGCAAAAAAAAACAUACACACAUAAACCUACAUGGAAAUUAAAGUCUUUUUCAAUAUCCUGAAAUCUGAAAUAUGUUUACUCAUGUCAUUAAAUGUAGAGCUGUAUUGAAGAAGCCGAUUUUGCCAAUAUUUAGUUGAAUCGGCAUUUCUGCCGACCUCCGAUACAGUACGCUUGUUAAUUUUCGGCCGAUAUUACUGAAAAACGAAAGAGACUGACAUAACCUAAAAAUCCACGAGUACCAUUUUCACUUUUCGUAGUAGUACUGCAUUCUUUCACAUCACAUUAUUUCUUAGCAAAAUGUGCCAACCGUACAUAUCAAAGUUUAACAUCCUUUUUUUUUUCAACAAUGUUCUUUAAUUUAAUAUGUCAUAAAUAAAUAAUACAUUACUAUCACGGUAAAUAUACAUCUCGGUUGUUACGGUAAAUAUAGUGCAAAUAUGGUAGCCAUCAUGCUUCUGUAGUAAUUAUGGUAUCUACAAAGAAUCUUUAGUUCUUAUUAUGGUAAUUAUCUUAAAAUAUCUAUUGGGUUUGUACUGUAGUUAUGGUACAUCAUCCAUAUUUCUUCGUAUGUUGUUGUUCAUUUGUCUUUUUUUCAUAUUUACGUGCGCCAUUAUUUAGACAGAAAGUUUCAGAAAAAAAUUUAACGGACUUUAUGUCACACAUUUAAUGGCGUAAAUGAUGAGACCUCGGGCAAUUUAAACGCUUUAUACGGAAAAACCUACCAUGCGGGAUCUCGUGAAUUUUACUGUAUUUUUUUCCCCGUAAAUAGUAAAAAACCGAAUCCUUUGACGAAUCCUAUAUCAGACCCGCCGAAUCUUCGAAUCCCUAGGAUUCUGCGGAUUCGGCGGAUAUUGGAUUCGGUCGCCCCAUCCCUAAUUUUGUUUCAUGUCGCAGUUUUCAGUUUCCGCAUUUUACUCCAUUGCACACCUAAAAUAUGUCCACCUUUGUACAUCUCGUCUGUUCAACUUCUGCCGCAAUCUUCUGCUUUCCCCAAAGCAAACUUUCAAUUAUGAAUAAUUUUUAAAUGAGAAUGAAUGAAAAUAUUCACUGAAGCACGUACAUAAUGACAGUGGCAGAUAAAGAAAAUUUUUGAAAUAAGAAUAAAAUUUUAACACAAACAAAAAAUAAACUUACUAUUGACACCCUCUCACCGACACAUGGGCCUGAAGUAGUAGCCGUAGCCAACGUGGCGUCUCACACAGUUACCGACUGUUUCCACUGACUCCCUGCACCCACAACUGUGCACCGAGGAUUAAAAACGAUGACAUGUUAGGGUAAAUGUGGGUCGCCUGGUAACCCCAUUAUGAACGUAUCUUGAAACGGAACUGUUCGUCUCAAUGCGUCCACUGUUGGAACUUGUGUAGGACACAGUUAUAUUAUUCAAAUUUUUUCAAACUAAAGGCAAUGUACUAUAGCGCCAAAUUCACUGGUUACAUCAAAACUUGAGGUUUUAACCCUAUGAAGUAUGCCGGAAACUUUUAUCUCCUGGAACGAAGGACCCUUCCCGUCCCACGACAGUGCCACUUCAAGCAGGAGUUCUCUUACUUGUGUAUUGUGUGCCUUAACACCAACACCGUGCUAUGUCUUAAGUGUCUUUUCAGCAAUGACUUCCAGAUACGAUGGAUGAGCUAACCAUGUGAUCUUAUUAAAAUGUCAUAUUUUUGUAAGUUGGUUUAUUAUUAGGUGUAUAAUGUUUCAUGGUUGAGUUAACAAUUACAUUUCUAUUUUUGUAAAUACAUGUUAUAUCUUAUAUGAUUUUAAUGUAAGCAUGUUGCUUAGUGAUGUUAAAUAAAUACGAAAGAUGUA